GACAGUAGGUGGAAAAACAAGAAAACAGAGUGAACAUGGCUGAAGCUAAGGAAAUCAAAUCACCAACAGCAGUGUCAUGUCCACCCUCUCAACUUCAAUACUCACCAUCUCUCACAAGAUCACCACUUCUUCAUUCAGAUGAACCAAAUCCAAAGAACAAAACAGCUCCUAGAACACCAAGAAUGUCUUUUACUCCACCAAGGUUUAAUAUUACCCCUUUAGGUACCCCUGUUAGGAAUGCUUUGAGGUUAACCAAACUUGAUCCUCAAGAUGCUUGGUUACCAAUUACUGAGUCUAGAAAUGGUAACAAAUAUUAUGCUGCUUUUCAUACUCUUUGUUCUGGGAUUGGUAUUCAAGCUCUUGUUCUUCCUGUUGCUUUCACUCUUCUUGGUUGGACAUGGGGAAUAAUAAGUUUGACAAUAGCAUUCAUAUGGCAGCUUUACACCUUAUGGUUGCUCGUUCAUCUUCACGAAUCCAAAGAGGAAGGUGUCACUGUUCGUUAUAAUCGAUACCUUCAACUAUGCUUUGCUACUUUUGGUGAGAAAUUGGGAAAAUUACUAGCAAUAUUUCCAAUAUUGUACUUAUCAGCAGGAACAUGUACUACAUUGAUCAUAAUAGGAGGAUCAACGGCUAGAACAUUCUAUGAGAUUGUAUGUGGAGAAUCAUGCACUUCCAAACCGAUGACUACUGUGGAAUGGUACUUGGUUUUUACUUGUGUAGCUGUGGUUUUAUCUCAGUUACCAAACUUGAAUUCUAUAGCUGGAAUUUCUCUCAUUGGAGCAGUCACUGCUGUUGGGUAUUGUACCUCCAUUUGGAUGGCUUCUGUGGCACAGGGUACCCUACAAGGUGUGAAUUAUAAUCCUGUGAGGGGUGGAAACAGUGUUGGAAAAACUCUUGAUGUGUUUAAUGCAUUUGGUAUCAUUGCCUUUGCAUUUAGGGGUCAUAAUCUCAUCCUUGAAAUACAGGCUACUAUGCCUUCAAGUGAGAAGCAUCCAUCACACGUUCCCAUGUGGAAAGGAGUCAAGAUUGCUUACACACUAAUUGCCGCUUGCUUAUUUCCUGUAGCCAUUGGUGGCUAUUGGGCUUAUGGCCAACUGAUUCCAGCAAAUGGAGGAAUGCUCACAGCUCUAUACCAAUUCCAUUCUCAUGACAUAUCAAGAUUUGUGCUUGCAUUAACCAGCUUUUUUGUAGUAGUGAAUUGCUUAUGUUCAUUCCAAAUCUAUGGCAUGCCAAUAUUCGAUGACAUGGAAUCAAAAUACACCAAAAAAAUGAAUAAGCCGUGUCCAUGGUGGCUCCGUUCAAGUAUUCGAAUCUUCUCCGGAUUCUUAUCCUUCUUCAUAGGAGUUGCAACACCAUUUUUGGCAAGCUUGGCUGGUUUAAUUGGAGGAGUAGCAUUGCCAGUGACAUUAGCAUACCCAUGUUUUAUGUGGCUCAAAAUAAAGAAACCAAAAAAGCAUAGUGUUAUGUGGUGUCUCAAUUGGUUCUUAGGAACAUUUGGGAUUGGUCUUAGUGGCAUGUUAAUUGCGGCUAGUAUAUAUGUUAUUGUUGAAACGGGUGUCAAAGUGAGUUUUUUUAACCCUAAGUAGUAUUAGUAUAUGAUCACUCAAAGAGGAAAGAACUACAAGGGAAAUUAUAUGUGGAGGAAUUAAAGAUGAUUGAUCAUGUUGUCUUUUUUUACUUCUCAUUUCAAAAUUGUAUACCCCCAUUAUAAAGUUAUAUUGAUGAUGUUAAAAUAAUCAUGAUAUUGAUGAUAUAUUUAAGGUAUUAUCAUCAUUAGAAAAAAUUAUAGUGUAGUGUCUGAGGUAUAUUGAGAGGGUUAAAAUGAAGCUUACUUUUUCUACACGGGUUGAUUAUAAUUAUUUUGUGGAAGUUAGUAGAUUUUUUUUCCUUCCAACAAUGUCAUGUUGAUUUUCUUUGGUGUUGAAAAUUUAUAAUGUUGGUCAUAAUCAAGUGAUGUUUCAUAAAUUUUGAUUCACAUUCUUGUUUUCAAA
Trifolium pratense (red clover) is the source of this 1991-nucleotide messenger RNA. RefSeq names its product lysine histidine transporter-like 8. The record is from RefSeq and is a predicted model, not a curated record. NCBI's taxonomy places the organism in Eukaryota, Viridiplantae, Streptophyta, Magnoliopsida, Fabales, Fabaceae. The transcript has 5 exons. The coding region runs from base 36 to 1586 and encodes 516 amino acids. Gene Ontology annotation, cellular component: plasma membrane.